AUGUGCCACUUUCGGGUCUCCUCACACUGCUGCCAGGUCCAUACUGAUUCAUGGCCCCCUGCCUCUGUAUGGCCUUCAAUUUAAGCUGCUUACGCUUCGCCACUCUGCCAUGGGCCCCUGUACCGCCUCCUCUUGCUGCUGCCAGGUCUAGAGUGUGUCAUGGGUCCCUGUACGGCCUCCCAUUGCUGCUGACUUCAUCGCCAGACUCUGCCAUGUGCCACUUUCAGGUCUCCUUACACUGUUGGUGGGUUCCAUUUUGUGAUAGGGUGCUGUAUGGCCUUCCAUUGCUGCUGCCUCCACCGCCACCCUGCGCCAUGUGCCUC
Molecule: messenger RNA, 323 nt
Organism: Staurois parvus
Lineage: Eukaryota; Metazoa; Chordata; Amphibia; Anura; Ranidae
Source: the annotation of a GenBank genome assembly